AUGGCUCAACAUGCAAAGUUGAACAAGAGACGUAAAGGAAUGGGCUCACCGUUAGAAAUGGCUCAAUUCCUAGAUGCUGGUGUCAAUAAAUUAAAAAAAAGAAUAAGAGACAUAGAAAGGUUAUUGAAAAAGAAAAAAGAUAUUUUACCUGAUACAGUCAUUGUUGAAAAGGAAAGAACUUUAGAAGCACUUCGAAUGGAAUUAGAGACUGCUGAAUUGCGUAGUAAAGCAAAAAAAAAUGUGUCCAAGUACCGUAUGAUUAGAUUUUUUGAAAGAAAAAAAUCAUUAAGGAAAUAUAAGCAAGUGACUAAGCAACUUAAAGAAGAUCCUAAUAAUGACGAGUUAAAAGAAAAAUUAGAGAAAUGUAAAAUCGAUGUAUGCUACGUUGUGAAUUUUCCUAAAACUGAAAAAUAUAUUGCUUUAUACCCAACUUUUUCUUCAUCUUCAGAUAAUACUACAGAAGAACAAGACAAGACUUCUAUUAGAAGGGAGACUUUUAGACAAUUGAUAAUGGAACAGGCUAAAAAUGAAACCUUACCUAUAUCUUUUGAAGAUAUAUUAAAGGGUAAGAAAUUAGGUAAAGACCAUACAGGUGUCUCUUUUGAAAAAUCUGAUACACAUAAACAACCUAAAAAAUCUGCUGAAAACCAUAAAGAAACAGAUACUAAUAUCAAUAAUGCGAACGAAUCUAAUAGGAGUGAGGAAGAGGAAGAGGAUGAUUUCUUUGAAUAA
Arxiozyma heterogenica is the source of this 732-nucleotide messenger RNA. It is a transcript of the gene EFG1, whose product is annotated as Efg1p. Gene Ontology annotation, biological process: maturation of SSU-rRNA from tricistronic rRNA transcript (SSU-rRNA, 5.8S rRNA, LSU-rRNA). Gene Ontology annotation, cellular component: nucleolus; preribosome, small subunit precursor. The record is from RefSeq and is a predicted model, not a curated record. The transcript has a single exon. Lineage: Eukaryota; Fungi; Ascomycota; Saccharomycetes; Saccharomycetales; Saccharomycetaceae. Bases 1 to 732 code for a protein of 243 amino acids.